AUGGUGAAACGGCCCCUUCUCCGGCGGGACAUCACUUACUCCUCGGCCAAGUGCUCAAGUAUUUUGACCAAGAGAAUACCUUUUUUCGCGUCUAUCGAGGACAGACGCGACUGGAUCAAGGCUGUAGUCGCAGCACAUCUAAACAUCAAGCCAUCGUCAUGCGACGUAGCCGACCCAAAAGAAUGGAUUCACGGAAGCUUCAAUCUAUGCGUUCCAGUCAAGCUCAGAGGUUGGACGGCAAGAAAGCAGCCGGGGAGCCGCGUCCUCUUUCGACUCCCACUCCCGUAUAAGGUUGGCGAAGCCUUUAACCCGGGCAAUGUGGAUGAGAAGAUCAGAUGCGAAGCUGGCACUUAUGCCUGGCUGGAAGAAACUCACCCUCAAAUACCAAUCCCCCGGCUUUACGGCUUUUCGCUGUCAAGCGGCGACUCCGUUUAUACCGGGCAAAUGCUAUCCGACACUUGGUACGACAAGUCAAAUGACUUGAAAUUACGGAAGACGCUCUAUCGUGACCUCGCACGCAUUCUACUGAAUCUUUCACGAGUUCCGUUGCCGCGGAUUGGUUCCUUUACAAUAGAUAGCCGUGGGUUUCUAUCAUUGACAAAUCGCCCUUUAACCUCGAUGAUUCAAGAUUUAGAGAAUGAGGAAAUACCGACAAAUAUACACCGCGAUUAUACAUACCUCACAACAGAUUCCUAUAUUGUGGAUACACUUGAUGUGCAUAACAGCCGAUUCCUAAACCAGCCCAAUGCAAUAAACGAUAAAUCAGACGGCCUCAAUCAAAUGACAGCUUUAACGGGAAUGCGAGCCGCCUUUCCACUAUUCUUUCAGCGAAACCUGCGCCGCGGACCUUUCGUUCUUUCACUAACGGAUCUCCACCAGAGCAAUAUCUUCGUGGAUGAUAAUUGGCAUAUUACUUCGCUGAUUGAUCUUGAAUGGGCGUGUUCUCUUCCAAAUGAAGAGGAAACUAUCCUUGCCAACUCAGGAGAAUCCCGGCUAUCAACAACCAUGCAAAGGGGUUGGGAGCUGGGGACAUUCUGGUUUUCCCUUGCACUUCGUAGUCCAAUCGGGCUGUUUCGUAUAUUCGACGAAGGACUUUUGCACAGGCUCGGUGGAAAACACUUUGACGACGAGGAUUAUUGCCACGUGAUGGUGUGGCAUUGGGCCCGCGAUAUCGGUAGAAUCCUCACCCGCAAGAUGGAACAUAAAAAGCAAUACGAUGACGAGCUUCGGCUGUUUUUUAAUGACGGUCAACUGGGGUAG
This is a messenger RNA of Uncinocarpus reesii 1704, 1260 nucleotides long. RefSeq lists its product as uncharacterized. Lineage: Eukaryota; Fungi; Ascomycota; Eurotiomycetes; Onygenales; Onygenaceae. Bases 1 to 1260 code for a protein of 419 amino acids. The transcript has 5 exons. The record is from RefSeq and is a predicted model, not a curated record.